ACGUCGUCGUACUGACUGUUUCUAAUUCAAAAAAUGAUACGUUACCAAUCUCUUAUCAGAAUCUUCUUCCUUCCGCACGGCGAACGAGCUCCGACUCUGCGAUCUCUCAGCUCUUUGCGAAAUUAGGGUUUUCCAAUUUUGGUCUUCUUACUUCCAAACGGCGAAGAAGCUCCGACUCUGAUGCUUCUCAGCUCUUUUUGGAAAUUAGGGUUUUCCAAUUUUGCAAUGGCUUCAAGAGACAACUCAGAAGAAGGCUCCAUAUCUAGACUUUUUGAAUCUUUGGGGUUCAGACAAAGUGAGGAUAAUGUUUCUCCCGAGGACAUAGCUUGGGCUGAUUCUUGCCUGAUUAAGGAUCCGGAAUAUUUGGAUAGUAACUGGAGCCAUCUGAGAGAUGCCUUGAUGGAAAUCCUAGAUGAUGAGCCUCAUUCACUUGUCUCUUCUACAGCUACAACUGUUGAUUUUGUUGGAGGAAGUGAUAUGGAGAGACUAGCUUCCAAUGAUGAGGUAGAAGCUGCAUGGAUCCCCGAACAAACUAAUGACAAUCAUUCCACUUUUGAAGAAUCAGAAUCAGAGAAUGAUGAUUCACCUAUCAAUAGGAAAAUCAUUGCUGGGCUAUUAAAAGGUUCUAAGAGGAAUCCCUUAAAGACUUCUCUACAAGAUGAUAUUCUGUCAAAUGGUGACUACCAGAGAGUGCUUGAAGCUAAUGAUUCAGCAGAUAUCACCAAUAUUCCAGCCGAGUUGAUGGAGCCAUCUAUUGCUGAUAUUUUUAGGGUCUGGGAUUUGGGCAUUCCGGCUGAGGAAGACGAGUUUGGAGAACAAGUUUUCCAGUUCAUGCCACUGUCUUCUGAUAAUAUAUUAUCUUCGAAAGAUGGCUCACUUGAUGAUUUAAUUGCUGCUGUCGGAGAUCUCUCCUUAAACAAAACUUGAAUGGAAUUGUUUGUUCCUGUCUGGUGGACAAUCUGAGGUUGAAGCAACUCUGAACUUGAAUACCACGGACCAAACUCCAAUUCAUGGCACGUGCCAUUCUCUUAUGCAAGAAAUCUACAGAACACUUGCUUGAAGACCGGGGAAGGCAGCUCAGGAUGCUUUGAUGCAAGAACUCUCCAGACACUCGUCAAAGGCUACACGUACUGAACCAUCUAUACCAGAACUAUAGAUUUCACUCGAUGCAUUAGAGGGCUUUAUAGCCACGGAAACUAUUUUUUGUUCACUGGUACAUGUACUUUUGGCCACUUAAUAAGCUUGCUUCUUGUUGAGAUUAGUUAGGCGUCUACAUAAAUGUUAACAUCCAAUAAAAUGCUUGGACUAAUUGCACCUUGAAGUAAGGUCAUAAGGUUAGGAUUCAUAUAA
Carica papaya (papaya) is the source of this 1350-nucleotide messenger RNA. RefSeq lists its product as uncharacterized. The record is from RefSeq and is a predicted model, not a curated record. Lineage: Eukaryota; Viridiplantae; Streptophyta; Magnoliopsida; Brassicales; Caricaceae.